GGGAAUCAGCGCCGCCGCACAUUUAACUCCGGCUCGAUCCUUCGAAGCUGAUCGCUCCCCCAAUAUUCACCACAAAGAAGUUGCUUCCGCCGCCAUCGCCGUCGCCUGCGCCGGCCUAGCUCCAUGCACCGCUCGCGGCAGCGCGCUCAGUUGGAUCCCAGCCUUCUCACAGCAAUGUCUCCUCAGUGGGACUCGAGCCUAUCCCCUCAUCCUGCUCCUACUCUGUUCACAACUAGCCUCUGGACGCUGGCCACUGCCACCCACGCAGAGCACGCCAACCUCAGGUGGUCUUCUUGAUCCUCGGAGACGACUCGUUGUUGCACGCCGGUGACUGAGGGGUUUUCUGUCUGAAAUUUGUGAGUUGAUUAAUCUCUCUUCUUGGCACACUAUGUUCAUCUUCUGGAUUGUACAAACAGUGGCCACGUAGUCCCAUUCUCUCUCUUACUGCUCGGUCUUGAGAACUUUACAGUGAGUAGUGUGAGCCAGUCUCGAACAACAUUACAACAAUGAUCUUCGUGAGUAGUGGUGCAUAAGGGUCAGUGUGAGCUUGCAUUCACAUGGUCGAGCUGAUUACCCUGCUGUUUGCUGUCAGCACCUACCCUGUUCCUUGAGGUCUUGGCCGACCCUUCCCCAUGCGAAUUUCCACCAGGCUCGCUUGUCGCAAGCAGCCGGUGGCUCAAUGUCGACUCUUCACACUCAUUGGUAAACUAAUUGGUUUGUGCAUUUGACUUCGUGCUACCAAAAAUCUGGGCCAACCGUCCACCACUUGUUCACCCAAUCACCCUGCUGGUUUAGAUAAGAAAUUAGAGGACCAAUUCUACUACAGCGACUGAGCACAGACUCACAACCACAAAGCUUCCGUUCUGGCGUCGUCGUCUCUGAUUGCUGCUCGGCAGAACUCCGGUCAAGCUAUUGCAGCCGAUUUGCCUCAAAAGUUUCGCCCGUCUCCCGGCACAGGCUCUGACAGGCUCCUCCAGCUCUGAAAAGUGAAAAACAUCAAUGGUGGUGCAAGGUGUUGCAUGGGGCUUAUCUGUCGCAGGCUGGAUCAUGUCGCCUAUCGUCUCCAAGCUUCUUGACAAAGUCUUGUCCUACUGCAAAUUCGACAAAGCGGAGACGCUUCGUCACCUGUUGACGGACGUUCUCCCUCGACUGGCGCUUACUCUUGAAGCAGCAGAGGCCAUAAAUCAUAGGAGACUCUUCGAGGAGAUGGUGAGGGGCCUCAAAUCUGCUUUCUAUGACAUGGAAGACAUCCUUGAUGAACUGGAGUACAUCCGUCACCAAAAGAAACUGGACAAACAGAAAAAUCUCCAUCAAAAAAGAGAGAAGAAAAGGCCCAAAGUUACUUCUGAUGAUGAAGCUGGCUCCUCAAACCAGGAUAUUUGUAUCCAGCCGAGUUUCAUUCUCCCAACAUCUUUAAAUGUUCGUUUGAAGCAUAACAUGGCCACCAUAGAAAAACUCAUUGUUGCAGCUCAGGGUAUUAUUGCACUGGCAAAGCCAGCAAGCAAGGGCUAUGCUGUUACUGCGAAAAAUAUACAUACACGCACUACUUCAGCUCCAACAGUAGUGGUAACUGGCCGAGAUGAGGAUCGUGACUGGAUAACAGAAAUGCUCCGUAAUACAAAAGAUGAUGUCAAUCCAAGCUCAAGUAACACUAAAUGUUUCUCUGUAAUUGGCAUUUAUGGCAUUUCAGGGUCUGGGAAGACAACCCUCGCACAACAUGUUUGCAAGUAUGAGGAAAAUAACGACUAUUUCGACCUUGUUAUGUGGGUUCAUGUUUCUAAGAACUAUAGUGUCAGUGACAUUUUCAAGGAGAUGUUUGAGUCAGCUUCAGUGGAUAAGGACAAAGCAUGCCCUACUUACAAUAGCCUUGAUGUCCUGGAAAAGGAAUUGGAGAAUAAACUAGAUGGCAAACGAUUUCUCUUGGUACUGGAUGAUAUCUGGUGCAAUAAGGAUGCGAGUGAGCAGCAGCUACCUAAGUUACUUUCUCCUUUGAAGGUUGGGAAGAGAGGAAGCAAGAUCUUAGCAACAAGUCGCAAUAAAGAUGCAUUUUCAGACCUAGGCCCUGGUGUGGCACGCACUGUUUUGCCAAUACCUGCCUUUGAUGAACAAGUCUUCUUGGAACUGUUUAUGUAUUAUGCCCUUGAAGGUGUAAAUGUAGAUGAUCCAGAUCAAAUAGAACUCAGAGUUAUCGGUUCUGAAAUUGCAAAGAAGCUGAAAGGAUCACCUCUGGCAGCCAGCACAGUGGGAGGGCAUCUACGUAAAAGACAAAAUGAUGUUGACUUUUGGAGAGAAGUCCGAGAUCGGGAUCUUCUGAAUGAGACGACGGGGGCCCUGUGGUGGAGUUACCAGCAUCUUGAUGAGCAGGUCAGGCGAUGCUUUGCUUACUGCAGUAUUUUCCCAAGGAGACAUCGUUUGAACCGUGAUGAGUUAGUCAAACUGUGGGUGGCAGAGGGGUUCAUACAGACUACUAAUGCAGAGCAGGACAUGGAAGCAGUUGGUCGGGAUUACUUUUAUGAGUUGUUGGCUACCUCAUUUGUGCAACCAGGAGGAUACUACCUAGGCAAUUCUUACUAUUUAGUCCAUGAUCUUAUGUACUACCUCCGUUUCAAGGAAUAAGGCGCACGCGCAUUCCAAGA
Messenger RNA from Lolium perenne, 2636 nucleotides. Its product is annotated as putative disease resistance protein RGA4. Lineage: Eukaryota; Viridiplantae; Streptophyta; Magnoliopsida; Poales; Poaceae. Gene Ontology annotation, biological process: defense response to other organism. Gene Ontology annotation, molecular function: ADP binding. The record is from RefSeq and is a predicted model, not a curated record.